AGUCCACCAGCUCUGGUGAAAGGAUGACAAGGGAACAGUAUGGGGCUCUGCGAAGGAAAGUUGGAGGGACAUACAAGGAUUUCUUCAAGUCUUAUGUUGAUGUGAAAGGGGAAUAUGUGGAGGAAGGAUGGGUGGACAAAACAUGCAAGAUAUGUAAGAAAGACACAAGAGGUGAAGCAAGGCAAGUGGACAAGUUUGGACGAUAUGUUCAUGUAGCUUGCUUGGACAAAAAAUCCAGCUUUCCCAGCUUGUUCACCAGAUUAUUCUCCAAAUGAAACCUCUAGACCCAACUAAAAAGGCAAAAGCUUCUGGAAACUCUCUUCUCGACCAUGACAAGUAACCAUUGGAAUAUUUAUGCUUGGAGUUCUCUGUAUAAAUUUUAUCUCGAAACUAUUUUACUCAGUUUGUUAAAUUUAACAUUUGAUACGGUAAAUUUGCAAAAGUUAAAUCUUUAUUAAUCUUAAAAAUGAAAAUCGAUGAUGUUC
This is a messenger RNA of Rubroshorea leprosula, 485 nucleotides long. The record is from the annotation of a GenBank genome assembly. Lineage: Eukaryota; Viridiplantae; Streptophyta; Magnoliopsida; Malvales; Dipterocarpaceae.